Penaeus vannamei (Pacific white shrimp) is the source of this 1239-nucleotide messenger RNA. Lineage: Eukaryota; Metazoa; Arthropoda; Malacostraca; Decapoda; Penaeidae. The record is from RefSeq and is a predicted model, not a curated record.
AUGCCUGCCUCUAGAAACCUGUCAAACCUAUUUCACGAAAAUAUGUUUUAUAACUGCAUAACGAAGCCCACUCGUGUGACAGACAGUUCUGCAACAUUGCUGGAUCAUAUCUGGACAAAUGACCUUGCACAUAAUCUGGAUAAUACAAUAAUAUACUCUCAUAUAUCUGAUCACUUUCCAGUACUUUCUGAAUUCAAGUCUAACGUAACAAUAGCACAAUCUGGCAAAAUAGAUAUUCAGUAUAGGGAUUUCUCGGAGCAAAAUGUCCAGCUGUUCACUCAGCACUUGCAAACUGUGUCUUGGGACUUGGUUUAUAUUCCUGCCAAUCCUAAUAUCAAGCUUGCCAAUUUCUAUACUAUAUUCACAACUUCAUUCAAUGUUUUCUUCCCUUUGUUACAUAAAUCUCUAAAGCCCAGAGCCCCUGCCAAGCCAUACAUAACAUCAGAAAUAAAAACUUUGAUUGCCCAAAAGAAUAAAUUGCAAAGAAAAUAUGCAAUAUAUCCCCUGACUUAUGGAGAAGCCUUCCGCUCAAUUAGAAAUCAGUUGACCACCACUAUCCGUAAUGCAAAGUCAACUUACCUAAAAAGCAAGUUACUUCAAGAUCCUAGUAACUCACAGACGACCUGUGACAAGACCACGUGUAAACAAACCCACUCAAUCAAUGUUAGUGUCACAGUUCAGGAAGUGCUGGACACAAUUAAAUCUACAAAAGAUACUUCCGCUGGUCACGAUGAAAUACCCAUAAAACUAUUUAAAAAGAUUGCUCCAUACAUAGCCCAUGUAUUAGUUGAUAUAUUUAAUGCUUCUUUUCAAACUGGAACAUUCCCCGAUACAUUAAAGAUCGCCAAAGUCAUACCCAUUUUUAAAGCAGGUGAUAAAAAUUCAAUUAAUAAUUACCGCCCCAUUUCCAUGUUAUCAACAUUAGCUAAGCUACUUGAGAAAUUGGCAUUAAGACGCUUAGAAGAAUACUGUAAACGCAAUAAAGUAAUAACACCUUCCCAGUAUGGCUUUGUCGAUGGAAAAUCCACUCAGUCUGCUCUCGUAGAUUUUACUAGUUCAGUAUUACGUUCAUUUGAUAAUAAAUUGUUCACACUCAGUAUAUUCUUAGACUUUAGCAAAGCAUUUGAUACUGUAAACCACAGAAUUUUGUUACGGAAAUUAGCUCACUAUGGUAUUAAAGAUAACGCCAAUAAUUGGUUUAAUUCUUACUUAACAAAUAGAGUACAGUAUGUUUCAUAA